Messenger RNA from Elephantulus edwardii (Cape elephant shrew), 1620 nucleotides. RefSeq names its product NOP58 ribonucleoprotein (gene NOP58). Bases 1 to 1620 code for a protein of 539 amino acids. The transcript has 15 exons. The record is from RefSeq and is a predicted model, not a curated record. Gene Ontology annotation, cellular component: box C/D methylation guide snoRNP complex; small-subunit processome. NCBI's taxonomy places the organism in Eukaryota, Metazoa, Chordata, Mammalia, Macroscelidea, Macroscelididae. Gene Ontology annotation, molecular function: snoRNA binding.
AUGUUGGUUCUGUUUGAAACUUCUGUUGGCUACGCCAUCUUUAAGGUUUUAAAUGAGAAGAAACUUCAAGAGGUUGAUAGUUUAUGGAAAGAAUUUGAAACACCAGAGAAAGCAAAUAAAAUAGUAAAGCUAAAACAUUUUGAGAAAUUUCAAGAUACAGCAGAAGCAUUAGCAGCUUUCACAGCUCUGGUGGAAGGCAAAAUCAAUAAGCAGCUGAAAAAAGUACUGAAGAAAAUAGUAAAAGAAGCCCAUGAACCCUUGGCUGUAGCUGAUGCUAAAUUGGGAGGAGUCAUUAAGGAAAAGCUGAAUCUCAGUUGCAUCCAUAGUCCUGUUGUUAAUGAACUUAUGAGAGGAAUCCGUUCACAGAUAGAUGGAUUAAUCCCUGGGGUAGAACCACGUGAAAUGGCUGCUAUGUGCCUUGGACUCGCCCACAGCCUUUCUCGAUACCGAUUGAAAUUUAGUGCUGAUAAAGUGGAUACAAUGAUUGUUCAGGCAAUUUCCUUACUAGAUGACUUGGAUAAAGAAUUGAACAAUUACAUUAUGCGCUGUCGAGAAUGGUAUGACUGGCAUUUUCCUGAAUUAGGAAAAAUUAUUUCAGAUAAUUUGACAUACUGCAGGUGUUUGCAGAAAGUUGGUGAUAGAAAGAACUAUGCUUCAACCUCACUCUCUGAGUUACUGCCAGAAGAUGUUGAAGCUGAAGUGAAAGCAGCUGCAGAAAUAUCUAUGGGAACAGAGGUUUCCGAAGAAGAUAUUUGCAACAUUAUGCAUCUCUGCACCCAGGUGAUUGAAAUCUCAGAGUAUAGAACCCAACUCUAUGAAUAUCUACAAAAUCGAAUGAUGGCCAUUGCACCAAAUGUUACAGUCAUGGUUGGGGAAUUAGUUGGAGCACGUCUUAUUGCCCAUGCAGGUUCUCUUUUGAAUUUGGCCAAGCAUGCAGCUUCUACAGUUCAAAUUCUUGGAGCAGAAAAGGCACUCUUCAGGGCCCUCAAGUCUAGACGGGAUACCCCUAAAUACGGCCUCAUUUAUCAUGCUUCACUUGUGGGUCAGACAAGUACUAAACACAAAGGAAAGAUUUCUCGAAUGCUGGCAUCCAAAACGGUUUUGGCUAUCCGAUAUGACGCUUUGGGUGAGGAUUCCAGUUCUGCAAUGGGACUUGAGAACAGAGCCAAACUAGAGGCCAGAUUAAGAGCCUUGGAAGAUAGAGGGAUAAGAAGAAUAAGUGGAACAGGAAAAGCAUUAGCAAAGGCAGAAAAAUAUGAACAUAAAAGUGAAAUAAAGACUUACGAUCCUUCUGGUGACUCUACCCUGCCAACCUUUUCUAAAAAACGCAAGAUAGAUCAAGUAGAUAAAGAUGAUGAAAUUACAGAAAAGAAAGCUAAAAAGGCCAAGAUUAAAAUCAAAGUUGAAGAGGAGGCGGAGGAGGAGAAUGAGGAAGAACAACAAAAAGAAGAAGUAGUAGUGAUGGAAGAAGAGGAAACCUCUGUGAAGAAGAAAAAGAAAAAGGAUAAAAAACGCAUUAAGGAAGAGCCAGUGUCUGAGGAAGAGCCAUGCAGCAGCACAGUAAUUUCUAGUCCAGAGAAAAAGAAGAAAAAGAAAAAAAAGAAAGAGAAUGAGGACUGA